UUCUUUCUCUGACUUCAGAUAACGAUACAAGCAAAAUUUAACCGCCCACCUCAUGGAACAAGGUGAGUCAUGCUCUCUCUCCUCUUCACAUCGCCUACAGCUACUUUCCUCUGUUCUAUCUCCAAAACACUCUCUAUCAAGAGCACCUUAACAAGAACUCUUCCAUUUUUCACUGCCUCAAUCACCACCAUGUCUGUAAACCUUCAAUCCCAUGCCUUUGCUGGCAACCCUCUAAGAUCUAAAACCCUCAAACCGACUGAUCCUUUGUCCCCUACCUUAGCCCUUGAAACUCUAAAGACUCAACUUUUGGACAAUACCCACCAAUUAUCGUCCAUUAAUUUCAGGGUUUUACCCUUUAGGAAGGGCAGGCCGCUUGCCUCUUCCAGUGGUGAUGGUGAUUUAGUGCCAAAUUGGCACCUGCGUUGGAUCAGUUUGGCUGAUUUUAGAAGUUUUUUGGCUAGUUCUAGGGUUGAAUUGAGUGGAGAGAGUUUGGUUUAUCUGGGUUCAAGGUCUGAGGAGGAUGUGGUUUACUGGGCAGUUGAUGUUUCUGAGGAGAAUAACUUGAUCAAUGUACUUGGUAGCAAGCGAUUUUGUUUCGUUGAAUUGAGGACGCUUAUGGUGGCUACUGAUUGGACUGAUGAGCGGGCCAUGGGGGAUUUGGCUAUUGCUGGUCAUGCUAGGGCAUUGCUAGAAUGGCAUAACUUAGCACGUUUUUGCGGACACUGUGGAGCAAAAGCAGUCCCUGCAGAAGCUGGUAGGCGGAAGCAGUGCUCUAAUGAACUAUGCAAAAAGACAAUUUACCCCCGUGUUGAUCCGGUGGUGAUCAUGUUGGUUAUUGAUAGAAAAAAUGACUGUGUCCUUCUAAGCAGACAGUCAAGAUUUGUUCCUCGGAUGUGGAGUUGCUUAGCUGGUUUCAUAGAGCCAGGAGAAAGCUUAGAAGAGGCAGUUAGGAGAGAAACAUGGGAGGAGACUGGUAUCGAGGUGGGGGAAGUUGUCUAUCAUAGUUCCCAGCCGUGGCCAGUUGGCCCAAAUAGCAUGCCAUGCCAGCUCAUGGUGGGUUUCUUUGCGUAUGCAAAAUCACUUGAAAUAAAUGUAGACAAGGCAGAGUUGGAAGAUGCUGCCUGGCACAGCAGAGAAGAUGUCCAAAAAGCAUUGAUGGUUGCAGAAUAUAAGAAGGCACAAAGAACAGCAGCUGCAAAGGUUGAUCAGAUGUGCAAGGGUGUCGAGAAAGGGCAGAAUUUGUCAGCAGAUUUUAAUGUAGAAAGUGGGGAGCUUGCUCCAAUGUUUUUUCCUGGCCCCUUCGCAAUUGCUCACCACCUAAUCUCCUCUUGGGUUAAUCAAUCUUCAACGAUUGGAGUUGAAGCUCUAUGGAAACAACCAAGUAGUUCUCUGUCUAAUUUGUAGUCGUCAUGCUUCUAAAUGAAACUUUUGCUCAGAAUAUAUUCAAGCUUGAACAUUCUUCA
Messenger RNA from Manihot esculenta (cassava), 1463 nucleotides. RefSeq names its product nudix hydrolase 19, chloroplastic. The record is from RefSeq and is a predicted model, not a curated record. Bases 70 to 1404 code for a protein of 444 amino acids. Lineage: Eukaryota; Viridiplantae; Streptophyta; Magnoliopsida; Malpighiales; Euphorbiaceae. Gene Ontology annotation, molecular function: NADH pyrophosphatase activity; metal ion binding. The transcript is spliced from 6 exons. Gene Ontology annotation, biological process: NAD+ catabolic process; NADP+ catabolic process. Gene Ontology annotation, cellular component: cytosol.